UUUUCUCCCACGGCCCAUCUGCCCCUCCUCUCCUCCAUCCCCCUCUCCCCUCCGCUCCCCUUUAUUUCCACUCCCUAACGGCGGAGCUUGGCUCCCCUCCCUUCCCCCCUCUCCCUCUCUCUCCCUCUCGGCGAGUCAGUAUUUGGAGCUCCCGGAAGCCGCCGGCCACUCUCCCCGGGAGCAGCGUGACCGACACCGACUCCUGCUUGGGGGGGUGAGGAGGAGGAGAAGGGGAGGAGGGCGCGCGAGUGGCCGAGCGCGGAUUGGCAUCGCCCAGCACCGGACCGCAGAACCCGAGGGCAGGAUGGCAGAAAUGCAGGGGCUCAUGGAAAGACUGGAGCGGGCUGUCGGCCGACUGGAGCUGUUGUCUGCAGGGUCACACAGGCCUCCUGGGGACUGCGGGGAAGUUAACGGUGUCAACGGAGGUGUGGCACCCUCUGUGGAGGCCUUCGACAAGCUGAUGAACAGCAUGGUGGCUGAGUUUUUAAAGAAGAGUAGGAUCCUGGCUGGUGACGUGGAGACCCAUGCAGAAAUGGUGCAUAGUGCUUUCCAGGCCCAGCGAGCUUUCCUUCUGAUGGCCUCUCAAUACCAGCAACCCCAAGAGGUAAGAGUGUACCCUGAGAACCGAGAGUGCCCAGCGGAAUUGGCAGUGUAAGACAGAAAACAGGCAAGCAACAGAACCAGUUACUGUGAGACACGUCCCAAAAAUGAGAUGGAUAGGACUGAAAGUUUUAUCUCUAAUCCAGAUUAUAGUACAAAACCUUUCUUCGGCCUUUACAGUCUUGUUAUGACCAAAUUUACACUGUGACAUUCGACAUCACCUAUUUAAAGGGUCAGUUUAUCUAUGCACCUGUAUUCUAUCAGUUUUUACUAGUCUCACAACCAAUUUGUGAUUAAGGGAGUAUUUACUACUAAUUUUUAGUU
Odocoileus virginianus texanus is the source of this 924-nucleotide messenger RNA. The record is from RefSeq and is a predicted model, not a curated record. Lineage: Eukaryota; Metazoa; Chordata; Mammalia; Artiodactyla; Cervidae.